Molecule: messenger RNA, 798 nt
Organism: Kickxella alabastrina
Lineage: Eukaryota; Fungi; Kickxellomycota; Kickxellomycetes; Kickxellales; Kickxellaceae
Product: cyclin-like protein
Exons: 4
Coding region: 1-798 (265 amino acids)
Biological process (GO): positive regulation of DNA-templated transcription, elongation; regulation of transcription by RNA polymerase II
Cellular component (GO): nucleus; cyclin/CDK positive transcription elongation factor complex
Molecular function (GO): cyclin-dependent protein serine/threonine kinase activator activity
Source: RefSeq, a predicted model, not a curated record
AUGGCGACGCAGCUCGGACUUUGCGCAUAUGAUGCCACAUACUCGCCAACAGUCGGCGAGGCCUCCAACCAGUGGCUGUUCCGGAAGGAGGACCUUGUCGGCACACCUUCAUCGACAGCAAACGACUACGCCACGCCGCCUGGGAACAAGCAGAGCGCGCAGGCGGAGAUUCGGAGCUGGCGUACUCGAGGAUGUAACUUUAUCUACAACGUCGUGAAAAGACUUGAAAUGCACCAGAUCGUGGCAUCGACAGCGUGCACCUUUUUCCAUCGGUUCUACACGCGGCAAUCCGUAGCCCAACAUCACCAAUAUGAAGUGGCCGGAGCGUGCGUAUUAUUAGCCUCCAAGGUGGAGGAGCACAAGCGCCCGAUCAAGGUCGUAUCCAAGGCCUGCGCGAUUGUAGCCCUGAAGGGAGUCACCAAGGACCUCGCCAGCGCCGCCGAGCGGUGGGAGCGCACGCUGAAGCGACUGGAGAUAUCCGUGGCGGAGAACUGCUGCUUUGACCUCGACAUUACGCACCCGCACCGCUUUAUCGACGCCUUGGCAAUGGAGUUUGGCAUCCCAAUUUUCGUGGUCAAAAGUGCAAUUGCUCAUGUCAACGACUGCAUGCGUUCGCAAAUUUGCCUUUUGUACGCGCCUGAAGUCAUUGCCGUGGCUGCGUUGUACUUUGCCAUGAAUGUGCAUGGAUACGAGUUUGAUGGCUUGUUGCUUGAUUCUCGGACGCUCGAGGACGAGGCUGAGAAGGAGACGUACAGGCAGCAGCAGUUGCAGCAGCAGCGCCAGCUCCGGUCUGGCUAA